AUGGGCCUCACGAAAACCUACCUCCUCGCGUACAACGGCGCGCUCGCGUUCGCGUGGGCGCGCGUCCUCGUCCUCGCGUCGCUCGCGCUCCGCGACGGCGGCCACCGCGCGGUCUACGACGCGGUCGCGUCCCCGCUGCUCGUCGCGCAGACCGCGGCGGUGAUGGAGAUUCUACACGCGAUGACCGGCAUCGCGCGCUCGCCCGUGCUCGUCACCGCGAUGCAGGUGUCCUCGCGUCUGAUGGUGGUCUGGGGCGUCCUGCACGUCGCGCCGCCGUCGCGCGUGGCGACGUACGUGAUCCGAUACGGCUUCUACUUCCUGAAGCUCGUCGACGCGCUCGAGACGCCGAUCGGGAGGUUCGUGAACUGGGCGCGGUACACGUUCUUCCUCGCGCUGUACCCGCUGGGGGUCGCCAGCGAGCUGUGGCUCGCGUGGAGCGCCGCGGCGUACGUGAAGAAGCGCGGCGUGCUCUCGUACCCGAUGCCGAACCCGUGGAACGUGUGGAUCGACUGGCCGAGCGUCACGGCGAUGUUCUUCGCGGGGUACGUCCCGGGGUUCCCGAUGCUGUUCGGGUACAUGCUGAAGCAGCGGAAGAAGGUGUUAUCGCCCGCGGGGAAGAAGACGAAGACGGCGUGA
Micromonas pusilla CCMP1545 is the source of this 636-nucleotide messenger RNA. RefSeq lists its product as uncharacterized. Lineage: Eukaryota; Viridiplantae; Chlorophyta; Mamiellophyceae; Mamiellales; Mamiellaceae. The record is from RefSeq and is a predicted model, not a curated record. The coding region runs from base 1 to 636 and encodes 211 amino acids. Gene Ontology annotation, molecular function: 3-hydroxyacyl-CoA dehydratase activity. Gene Ontology annotation, cellular component: endoplasmic reticulum membrane. The transcript is spliced from 2 exons. Gene Ontology annotation, biological process: fatty acid elongation; sphingolipid biosynthetic process; very long-chain fatty acid biosynthetic process.